Molecule: messenger RNA, 1391 nt
Organism: Branchiostoma belcheri (Belcher's lancelet)
Lineage: Eukaryota; Metazoa; Chordata; Leptocardii; Amphioxiformes; Branchiostomatidae
Product: nucleoside diphosphate-linked moiety X motif 19-like
Exons: 3
Coding region: 228-1346 (372 amino acids)
Cellular component (GO): mitochondrion
Molecular function (GO): hydrolase activity, acting on acid anhydrides, in phosphorus-containing anhydrides
Source: RefSeq, a predicted model, not a curated record
AAAUCCAGGUAAAAUAGAACAGGUUUUGCUAUCGCAAACCUGUAAUUAUGAAACACCCCUUCGCCAGUAAUCGGACAGUCCGGUUUACCCACAAUGCAGUUCAAAUUGACCUUUCGGUACAGCUGAUCAGGUGGGUCACUUUUCUGAGAGAACAGCAAGUUUUGUCGUAGUUUUUCCAUGUUUUAGGAGCUUUUUUGAUCGUUUUAAGCCAUAAAUUAUAGAUAAAGAUGACCUUCCGCCCUCUUUCAAAGUAUUGGCGGGAAGCAGCGACGAUAAUUUUAACCGCAGGGGCCAGAAAAAAUGCCACCGUGACCCGAGUGGUAGCAGACGACUUGGUUCCCAGCCGAUAUAAUAUUUUUGACUACCGCGUCCUCAUGCUGCAAAGAAGCGGGAAAAGCGGUUUUAUGCCAAACGCGAAAGUCUUUCCGGGAGGACUCGUGGACGACUCAGACUUCUCCGACGAAUGGAUGGACGUCUUCGAUCGCUCGGGCUUGGGGAAUUUCGAUUCCCUGACAAACAUAAGAAACGUAGACGACAGAUCACCCAUGCUGACCGCUAAUCAAGCUUCUCUGGUCCCUAACGACGUGGGAUACCGAAUUUGCGCCAUCCGCGAGACAUUUGAAGAGUCCGGGAUACUCCUGACCCGCCCGUGGAACGUGCCAGGCGCAGAUGCGGCGAUUUCGGACGAUUUUCUGGACGAGUGGAGGACUCGCGUGGACUCGAACGGUCGGGAGUUCCUCCGACUGUGCCAGGAACACAAGCGAGUCCCCGACGUUUGGUCCCUGCACGAGUGGUCCAACUGGCUCACGCCGACAAGCUUCAGGAACAGGCGAUAUGACACGGUUUUCUACAUGUGCUGCCUGGACAACAUACCGCCGCAGACCACGCACGAUAAAAGAGAGAUGGUGAAAGCACAGUGGUUGAGUCCACCCGAGAUUCUACGCGACUUCCGCAGAGAGGAACACUGGAUCCCGCCCCCACAAGUGUACGAGCUCUCACGCAUGCUGAACCUGCCGGGUCUGAACCAGCUGCACAGCUUCAGCCAGGAGAGAGGGUUGGAGGGAUGCGAGAGGUGGCUGCCAGUUACGAUCUACCUCAGUGAUGGAGCCAUGACUGUAUUACCUGGUGACGAUCUCUUCCCAGACCAGCCCAACCUGGAAAAGGAACAAGAUCUACAAAUGACAGGGACACUCUCAGAGUCGAGACAAUCAACAAAGAACUUGAAUAGACUUGAAUUCAAAGAAAGAGGAGUUUAUAGCACUACAGUGUGCUGUAACAUCGAAGACAAGUUUGGACAUUUGACUCCUGUACAGGAUGUGUGGUCAGAUGACGAAGAAAAUGUUUGAUGUAGACUUGCCAAAUGCUGUAUUAAAACUCGCAUUUGUAUGCUA